This is a messenger RNA of Populus euphratica (Euphrates poplar), 2681 nucleotides long. Its product is annotated as pathogenesis-related homeodomain protein-like. The record is from RefSeq and is a predicted model, not a curated record. NCBI's taxonomy places the organism in Eukaryota, Viridiplantae, Streptophyta, Magnoliopsida, Malpighiales, Salicaceae. Gene Ontology annotation, molecular function: DNA binding; chromatin binding. Gene Ontology annotation, cellular component: nucleus. Gene Ontology annotation, biological process: negative regulation of gene expression, epigenetic. The transcript has 11 exons. The coding region runs from base 321 to 2504 and encodes 727 amino acids.
CUUUACGAGACAGAAAGAAACAGGGACUUGGAAGGCGAAAACCGUUGGGUGGCGCUUUUCGAGAAACAGCCACCCCUUUGCCAAAUCAUUCAUUCAAUCAUCAGAUUAAAUAUCUUCCACUUCACUUCUAUUUAGACACCAAAUCCCAGAUUUCAAAUUUCCAAUUUCAAAACUUUGGAGCCUUUUUUAGGCCACAAAUCACUCAAGAAAACCUCGCUCUGUGUCCUUUAAAUACGUGCUCUUUGUAUUUUAUAUUAUAGUGCAGGAGGUGGAGAUGUCUCAUUCUUGAGUUUCUGAGUUCUCACACAUGAGAGAUCAAUAUGGGUGAUUCUGGAAAGAAAUCAAAGCAGCAAGACUUGCACGAAUCUUCACCAUCUGACACAGUGAAUGGGUCGUUGCUGAUUAAAUCAUUGAAGAUAAAGAAGGGUGGCAAAUUAUCUCAUAGAAAAAGCAAAAAAGCGAAAGCUAAACCUCGUCUGAAAACUAUCAUUAAUUCCUCUGUAUCAAAGAAAAAGGUUACUCCUAAGAAGGGCAUCAGGAAUGGCUCUACCAGUAGAAGAUUGAUUCACAGGAAAAUUCUGCAUAAAGCACUUGAUAAGAAGGCCUCAAGAAAUGGGGCUUCCUCAGAGCUCCAAGGCAAACAGUUGUCAGCUAUUGAUUCUGAGGGGAAUGGAAAAAAUGCUGAUGAAGGUGCAAUUAAAAAUGUCAAGAAGAGGAAGCCUAAGAAAAGGCAAAGGGACAAGGUAAAGCUAGAUGAACCAUCACGCUUGCAGAGGAGAGCAAGGUACUUGAUGAUUAAAAUGAAGCUGGAGCAGAAUCUUAUAGAUGCUUACUCUGGAGAAGGUUGGAAAGGUAAAAGUCGAGAGAAGAUUCGGCCAGAAAAGGAACUACUGAGAGCCAGGAAACAGAUUUUGAAAUGUAAACUUGGAUUACGUGAAAUAAUUCGGCUGGUGGAUUCUCUAAGUACAGUAGGAUGUAUUGAAGACGCUGUUAUGGCUCCAGAUGGAUCUGUUUCCCAUGAACAUAUAUUCUGUGCGAAGUGCAAAUUGAAUGAAGUUUCCCAAGAUAAUGAUAUUGUACUCUGUGAUGGGACAUGCAACUGUGCCUUCCACCAAAAAUGCCUUGAUCCUCCUUUGGAUACUGAAAAUAUACCUCCAGGAGAUCAGGGAUGGUUUUGCAAGUUCUGUGACUGUAGGAUGGAAAUUAUAGAAGCCAUGAAUGCUCAUUUGGGGACCCACUUCUCAGAGGACAGCGGUUGGCAGGAUAUUUUCAAAGAAGAAGCAGCAGUUCCUGAUGGUGGAAAUAUGCUAUUAAAUCCAGAAGAAGAAUGGCCUUCUGAUGAUUCCGAAGAUGAUGAUUAUGAUCCAGAGAGGAGAGAGAACAUCAUGAGUGGAGCAGGUACUGAUGAUGAUGCAUCUGAUGACACCAGCAAUUCAACCCGCUUGAGUUGGUCUUCAGAUGGUGAGGUUUUUUCAGGAUCGAGGAGGUGGGAGGUGGAUGGCUUGGACUUCAGAAACAAUUCUAUUUAUAGCAGUUUAGAUUCUGAUGAAACCAGUGAUGGGGAAAUUAUUUGUGGCCGUAGGCAGAGAAGAGCAGUUGAUUAUAAGAAGUUAUACAAUGAGAUGUUUGGAAAGGACGCUCCUGCACAUGAGCAACCCAGUGAAGAUGAAGAUUGGGGUCCUAGCAAAAGGAAGCGACGAGAGAAGGAGUCAGAUGCAGCCAGCACCCUAAUGACUCUUUAUGAAAGUAAAAGAAGAUGUAAAAAUGAUGCCACCAUUGAAGGCAUGAUGAAGCUUCCACGAGACCCUCAAAUUCGAAGGCCAAUUUUCAGGCUCCCCCCUGAUGCUGUUGAGAAACUUCGCCAAGUAUUUGCAGAGAAUGAACUUCCAUCGAGAACUGUCAAGGAGAAUCUAUCAAAAGAAUUGGGCCUUGAACCUGGGAAGGUUAGCAAAUGGUUCAAGAAUUCCCGUUAUUUAGCUCUGAAGUCUAGAAAGGUAGAGAAGGGAGAACAAGUUCAUUAUUCUAGUUCCAAAGUCUCUGCUGAACCCACUUUAAAUGUCAUGAAGGACAAAACUGCUGAUCUUUCACUGUUAAAGGAUAGCCAGGCAGAAACUGGGGUGUGUACCCCAAAGAAUUUGAAAAGGAUCUUGCAGAGGAAGAAGCCGAGGUCAAUAAGUAAAAGUUUAAAGAUAAAUGAACAGAAAAGAGGUUCCCUCGAAUCACCUCCUAAAAGCAAUGAGAUGAAUGUUGAGCACAAUGAUGAUCUGAGCUUGAAGAAGCUGUUAAAAGCGAAACCAAAGGGAGUAAAGAAAAAGGUUAAUCCUAUUUCAGCAGCUGCUGAAUCUGAUAUGGAGAAACUCUGUAGAGCAAAGACUAGAGUAGAGAAUCUGAAGCAGAAACUGGUGAAUCUACAAGCUGGCAAAGCUAGGAAGUCAUCCAAAAUCCGUCCGCUAGACGAGUCUGUUGUCUACGUUCCUAUUGCUGAGCUAAGAGAAAAGAAAUGACACUGAGAAACCUAUAUUAUUAUUUGCGAUGCAUUUCGUUCACACUUUUGCAGGCAGAGCUGGCAUUGUACGUCUCAUGUUUCUAAUCAGUGUAAUGCCAAUCAUCGGACUCUCCUUACACAAGUACCUUGUUUUCUUAGAAAGAAAACAAAUACAAAAUUUCUCCUCCUUGCUCCA